Messenger RNA from Melanotaenia boesemani (Boeseman's rainbowfish), 3950 nucleotides. RefSeq names its product E3 ubiquitin-protein ligase RNF38-like. Bases 1127 to 3031 code for a protein of 634 amino acids. NCBI's taxonomy places the organism in Eukaryota, Metazoa, Chordata, Actinopteri, Atheriniformes, Melanotaeniidae. The record is from RefSeq and is a predicted model, not a curated record. The transcript is spliced from 12 exons.
CAUUGAUUGAUCUCCACUCCACUCCCCGCUGACCAGCGAAAACACCCGAUAGUGAAUGCGAGAGGGGAUUUAAAUUAGACAAAUAUCGUCCGCUUUACUUGACGGACAAGAUAGCUAUCUGCUUUCUCUUGGGGGUUGAGCAUUGUCCUUUAGUAGUUCUGACACAGAACUAGAUUGACGGUUGCACAGUGCGACGUUAGCUAGGUUGUAAUGUCGGCACGGUUGGAGUUGUUUUCCCCUGUAGACCUCGCUUCCUGUUAGCCUUUGGCUAGCUGGAAAAUCGAAAAUAUGCUAAUGAACGAAGAGGUAUAGUUAACCAGCGGAGAGGGGAGUAACUUUGCUGCCUACAGUAGCUAGUCUUAGCAGUGUAGUUUUAUAAUACUUACGAAUCUAUGCUAGUAACUUUAUAUUACAGCCAGUAUCCAGACAGCUGUGUUCCUUUAGUUUGCUAGCGCUCGACAGCUAGCCAUUUUGCUUGUGUUAAAGGGAUUUAAGUAUUCAACUUGGUUGGAUUUUGAUGGCAAAGCGCAAGGUUUAUUAAGUUGAUGGUUAAGGUAGGCAGUGGUAAUGAAUACACGUGUUUAAGACCUAAAUGCGUGCGACCAGUGCCUAUAAAGUACUUUAUUUUGCCGUUAGAGAGCCCGAUACUGUUCACUGUGAAAAGACAAAAGGGAAGCAUAGACUUGUUCAGCCUUUCUGGAAACUAGGAUACCAGUGAUUAUUAAGAAGGAAGAAAUUUGCAUUUGGUUACCUUUUUUUUGUUAUUGUGUACGCAUUAAUGCAUGUUUUUAAACAUACUAAUUUAAGUUUAUUAGUGUAAAAAAUAAAAGGCGCUUUCUGUUGACCCGCAUUGAUAAGGGGAGCGUGGAUGGAGUCGAUGCAGAUGGUGCUUGUACUGCAUAUGAGGGCUGUGCUUCCUUGAACCUGCUGCUUCCACGUUUUAUCUCAUUAUAGAGAAAAAUCAGCUUUAAAUGCCUUAGAAAACACUCGUAGAAACCGAUCAUCGUUAGCGGCAAUUAGUUGGGUAGAGAGUCGCCGAGAAACAGUUUUAGAUAGACUCCCGGGCGUCCGUCUCUUCAUCCAUCCUUGAUAUCAUAUCCCUCCACCACCGCCCUCUUCUCUAACCAUGGACCCCCCGAGGACGCGAUCGCGGUCUCGCUCCGGCUUCUACCAUUUCGCCAUGAAUGGCAGCGCCGGUAGCAACGGCAGCGGCACCGCCAUCGGUAAUGGGAGCUUGCUGAACGCCAGCGGAGGAGCGGUGAGCUACCCGCCGCAGAACAACCACGGCUGGCCGCCGCACCACGGAGGACGCAACUACCCGGACAACCAGCAGCAGCAACAACUCACCCAGGGGAGCUACCUGUCCGCAGGGGUGCAGCGCCACUCCACUCACGGAGCUCACAGACACCCCGGGGCUGGAGGAAUGCUCCAUUUUCAUCCAGAUAAUGUGUGCAACGAGGAUCGGGACAAAAUGGAGGACAGCCCAAGCCCAAAAAGGCAGCGUCUUUCCCAGCAGUCCAUGUUAGAUCUAAGCUCCGCCCCUCCCUCUACUCCUUCCUCUCCGAUUCGCCCUUGGGAGUUGCCUCCUAGUCGCAGACCGCACCCCCAUUACAUGCCAGAAAGAUGCCACACACCUGUCAGAAACCGUCGCAGUCCUCCAAUGAGACGUCAGCGUGGCCGUAGAGACCGUCUGGCCCGCCAUCAUCACCACAACAGCCACAACAACGGCAACCACCACCACUACAACAACAACAACAAUCAUCACCACCAUCACCACCCCAACGCUCACAAUCAUCAUCACCACCACCCACACUCCCAUCACGGCCCAUCACUGGGCCAUCAGGAUGAAAACUACCACCACCCAGCUCCUCCUCAGGGUUACACACCCUACAGCCAGCAACCUCCCCGAGGGCCAGGACCAGGGUCUGGGCCUGAAGAGCGCCCAGGUUACCAUCCCCCAAACCCCUCCCCGAGGCCUCUUCACCAUUCACCAAACCUUUCUCCUAGGCUGCUGCACCAUGGGACCCAUCCACAGCAACAGAGCAGUGUGGUGCUGGACCUACAUGAGCAGGGCUCAGCUCCAGUAUCAUAUCCUGUUUCUCCUCCGGGAGCACCACCAGGCCUUCCCCCUCGCUCUGCCCCACAGCAGAUCCCAGCAUGCUCGGUGGUCUUCAGUGGACAGCAUUAUCCCGUCUGCAGCGUCCCUCCUCCAGUCCUCCAGACUUGCUCUGUUCAGCACUUACCCAUGCCUUAUCCAUUCCCAUCGUUGCUAUCCAGUGACCCAGCCUUCUUAAUUCCCCCUCCUCAUCUCACCCAUCCCCCCGCACACCUUUCCCAUCAUCCACCUCACCUGCCACAGCCAGGACAGUUUGGACCCUAUCCAGCCCAGCAGGCGCGAUCACCUUUACAGAGGAUAGAAAAUGACGUAGAGCUGAUCGGAGAGCACCUGUCUUUGGGUGCUGGGCUCCACUAUUCGCCUGCCACCCACCCGGCCCUCACCCCUCACUCCACACAGCUUCACUUCCUCUCCCAUGAUCCUCUGCCACAGGAGUUCUUUGGAGUGUCUUAUCCAAACUUCAUUACUCGGCGUCUCCCGGGGCGACGGUACCGUUCGCAACAGCUUCCACCUUCGCCUUACCACCCCAGCCUCCUGCCUUACUUCCUAUCAAUGCUGCCAGUCCAGCCCACAGGUCCUGCAAUCAGCCUAGAGCUGGAUGUAGACGAUGGAGAAGUGGAGAAUUAUGAGGCCCUCCUGAACCUCGCUGAGCGCCUGGGAGAAGCCAAACUCAGAGGACUGACCAAGGGAGAUAUUGAACAACUUCCUUCCUAUCGAUUCAAUCCAAAUAACCAUCAGUCUGAACAAACACUGUGUGUUGUAUGUAUGAGUGAUUUUGAGUCCCGUCAACUGCUGCGAGUCCUGCCCUGCAGCCAUGAGUUCCACGGAAAGUGUGUCGACAAGUGGCUGAGGGCCAACAGGACAUGCCCUAUUUGUCGAGCUGAUGCCUCGGAGGUCCAGAGAGACUCAGAGUGACCACAAGAGGGAGCCAAACACUCCCUGUUGUCUGUCAAACGCACUCCAGCACUGCCUGCUUCUGAUAAAUUGAUGCACAUAUGUGUGCUCACACACACUCACCCACACACACACUCACUCCUUACAUGUUUGUGCAGCACUUUUUCUUCCUUUGUUGCUGUUUAAUUUGUUGCUUAAAGAUUGCAUCGUACAUUUGAUGUGAUUUUCAUCAGAUGUCUUCCCUCUUUCCCGUACAUGCACAUAGGUCCUCACAUUUUCAGUGAAUGCCCCACUUCAUGCAGUGUGGGUUUGUGUGUGUGUGUAUACAUGUGCAUGCACCACAACUGUACAAGCAUUUUCUCAGUCAGCCCAGUAAUGCAGGGCUGUGGUACACAACUGUGUGUGUGAGAAAGGGAGUGAGAGAGAUUUUUAGAUGUUCUGGAGCAUGCCUGAGUUUUUGUUGUGUAUCAGACAAAAGUAACAACAUGAGAGUUUUUGGUCUCAUGAGUGACUUUACUUCCUGUUUGUAUGUUUAUGCACUGAUUGUAUGCAUACUGUGUGUAUGUAUGUUGUAGACUUAAACUUUUUCUCUAUUUUGACACUAAAGGUCCAUGCUGCCACUGACAUUCUUGGUUGCCCGCUUAAUGAAUUUGUUUGAGUAGAUUAUUAUUAUUAUUAUUAUUAUUAUUAUUAUUAUUAUUAUUAUUAUUAUGCCAGUAUAGUAGAUUAUUUUCCUGCCUGGCAAUUACCUCAUCAUUCCUGUCACUCAUCACAUGCGCUUCACAGCACUACUUUGAAACUAAGCACAUGUAUUUUCUUCCUUUCUUUUCUGAGCAAAAAUAAGUGUGAUUUUGCAGUGGCACAUGUUACAUAUAUAUCUAUAUACAUACUGUAUAAAUCUAUGAAUAUCUGUAUACCAAAAUAAAAGGCUUGAUAUAAA